This is a messenger RNA of Caenorhabditis briggsae, 948 nucleotides long. Gene Ontology annotation, biological process: potassium ion transmembrane transport. Lineage: Eukaryota; Metazoa; Nematoda; Chromadorea; Rhabditida; Rhabditidae. The transcript has 4 exons. Gene Ontology annotation, molecular function: potassium channel activity; identical protein binding. Gene Ontology annotation, cellular component: membrane. The record is from RefSeq and is a predicted model, not a curated record. Bases 1 to 948 code for a protein of 315 amino acids.
AUGGGAUGGGUGCCCGAUGAGUGGAGCAUAGACCACGACACCUUGAUCGAUGCAGGGGGUUAUGUGCAAAAACUGAAGUUAUACCCGUAUUUCGACGCUGCACAUUACAUUUUAACAUGUAUAUCAGUUCGCCAGGAUCUUGGCAUCGAAGGCAUAUCAUUUUCCCGGAAACAUCCAUUCUCCUGCUGGCUAUCCUGCAUGCUCAUGUCGUUCGCCGGCAGUUUCCUCUCGUGCUUCCUGCUCGGCGAGCCCAUUAUCUCCCCCCUCAAACAGCAUAACGACGUGAUUCUCGGCUCAAUCGUCUGGUAUCUCAUAUUUUAUUCUCCAUUCGACAUAGUCUUUAAACUCGCGAACUGGUUUCCUGUUAAAAUCGUUCUAUCAGUUUUGAAAGAAAUCCAAAGAACUCAUAAGAUCGCAGCAGGCGUAAAACAUGCCGGACGGAUUUAUCCAGAGUCUUAUCUUGUGCAAAUUCUCGUUGGAGUUGCAAAAGGAGCCGGGUCCGGAGUCGUCAAGAUCGUGGAGCAACUAGCGAGAGGUACUUGGAUUCCAACAAAUCAUGAAAUUCUCCGCCCAUCGUUUACCACAAAAGCCUGUGUUAUCGCAUCACUGGUGUUCACUCUAGAACGUCACAGUAUGUAUGUAACAGCUCCUCAUGACCUAGUUUAUCUGUGUGUUGUUGGCUUCUUCAUCUACUUCAAACUGGCAUCGUUGUGUCUCGCCGUUCACGAUGUGCUUAUGCCGAUUGAAAACGUUCUUUGUGCAGUUUUUAUGGGUGGAAUUAUUGAUGCAUUUGCCAAAGCCGUUGACGCUACGAAACAAGCCAUACAUAGCAACCGCGGGAUGUCAGAAGAGGAGAUUCUGGCUAACGAAAAAGAGAAAAUGCUCAAGAAAAAGAAGGCAGCACUUCAACAGCAAAUGUCAAAUGGAGCUGAUAAGAAGAAUAAUUGA